CCAUCGGCUGCCUAUUCAUGGCCGAUGUCGCGGUGCAGAUCUACAUCGCUUGCGUGAUAUGAACUGCUCUUUGUGCACCACCGAUUCUGGCGGUAAGCUCAUGUUCAUUAAUGUUGCCCCGGAGGAUCAUGAGAUAGUUGGCCCAAUGCUUCCUGGUACGGAUUUUAUUGUCACUUGCCAUACUUGGAGGACACAAGACAUGGUGUGGGAAGAGGCGUUCGUCAUCACAUCUCAUGAAAUAUGGGGUUUCGAUGCCUCUCUCUCAUACAAUGCUCUGAUGUUUCCUCUUGUGAGUGCGGCCAAGUCAAAUGAGCUAUACUUUCUAUUGCCCGAGAAAGGGGAGCGUGCAAUUGACAAGGUUUCGGUGAUUGCUGUUGAUACUAUUACUAAGCAUGUGAAGAUUCAUCAGUACAUUGAAGGAGAGGAAGACCUCGGGGGUGAAGAUGAUGACAUGGUUAGGCGAAAGUCCCGUCUUCUCCAUCCCUUUGUUCCCACCGAGUUCCCAAAGUUUUUCUGGCCUCACCAGUUAAGGUGUGUUGAAGACUGCCAAGACGAAUUGACAAAAUCAAGCAACCAGGUCUCUGUUGGCUGUUGCUGUGUGAUGUAGGAGUGUAUUAGUAGUAAUCA
Molecule: messenger RNA, 627 nt
Organism: Triticum dicoccoides
Lineage: Eukaryota; Viridiplantae; Streptophyta; Magnoliopsida; Poales; Poaceae
Exons: 2
Coding region: 59-607 (182 amino acids)
Source: RefSeq, a predicted model, not a curated record